Zophobas morio is the source of this 1449-nucleotide messenger RNA. RefSeq names its product agrin-like. The transcript has 10 exons. Gene Ontology annotation, biological process: multicellular organism development; cell differentiation. NCBI's taxonomy places the organism in Eukaryota, Metazoa, Arthropoda, Insecta, Coleoptera, Tenebrionidae. Gene Ontology annotation, molecular function: protein binding. The record is from RefSeq and is a predicted model, not a curated record. Bases 67 to 1410 code for a protein of 447 amino acids.
CAGCUUUUAAGCUCAGAAAUAUUUUCAUGGGUGAAAGUACGUUAAAAAAACGUUGUUACUAUUAGGAUGGGAAUAAAGGGUGUGCUCGCUAUAGCAAUUUUCUUCCUAUGUUUUACAAGAAGUUACUGUUUACCAUUUUCCAAUAAGUUUCAUGAACUUGGAAGUAGUGUAGUAGCUAAUUUUAACGAUUUAAGAAGGAAAGUGAAAGAUUAUGUAGGAAGUUUUUUUAUUGAUUCUAAUAAAGAAGGAACAAAUAACAGCUACAAUAAGAGUUAUGCUUACCGUUAUUAUAGUGUUGCAUCACCUCGUUGCUUAAUGACGUGUGAAUUUCUGGGAUUUGACAAAGAAUUAGUUAAAGUAUGUGGGUCUGACGGACACUUCUAUGAAAAUUCUUGCCUUCUGCGUCUCCAGGCUUGUAUAACGGAACAGAAAAUAGAAGUUGUAAACCACAGUCACUGUGAAGCACUCGAAAAAGUUGAUCGUUGCGAAAGGAUAUGUCCUAAAAUUUAUAGGCCAGUUUGUGCGACUAACGGGAAGACUUACUCGAAUCUAUGUUUAUUGAAAGUUGCUGCUUGUGAGCUUGAGCGGAAUCUUAAAGUGGCGUCGGAGGGGCCGUGCCUUCAUUCUGACUUAAAAAAACCGGAUCUUGUGAAAUGUAUAGCGGACGUCGCCAAAUAUUGUGGUGAGGAUUCUACCGAGCUUUUCACUUUGGAGCAUAAUUGUGUUUUAAGUAAUUAUGACUGGUUAACUAAAGAUUGCAAGGAGCAAGUGGACUUAUACAGAAUGAUUCGAAAAGCUGAUGAUAUUUUUAACCCGUACGACUUUGUUCUAGUUGGAGGCGCUCCUCUUCUCGGAGAUUUCACUAUUAAGGAUCAUCCUUCGGUUUGUCCCUCCAUAUGUCCGCAGGUUUACACCCCUGUUUGCGGUAUGGACGGCCAUAUUUACCCUAACCGCUGCCAGAUGAGAAGAGAGUCCUGCACUUUAGGAAAACCGAUUGAAGUCGAGAGGAAUUAUAUGUUCUGCCAUCCCACCAAAGAACAACUACCCUUCUUUGAGAGGGGUAACCACGUGGACGCCCUCAGCAAAGAAGAGCCCUGUACUGAGGAUCCCGUCUGUGGCAGUGACGGCGUAGUAUACUCGAACGCGUGCGAGUUGCGCCGUAAAGCUCGCCUGCAGGCCGCCACCAUCGAAAUAAGACCAAUGGACACUUGCGUUCAUGGACGUGGGCAGCAACAUUUUUAUUAUAUAAUCGGGGCCUUCCUAGCGACUACUAGCAUGACGUUGACUGCCAUCGGUUUUUUUUUAUGGAAGAGGAGCUUCCGGCGUAACUCGUCACCUCCGCCUGAGUAUAAGUCUCUUAAUCUCGUUGAUUUGCAGUGUGUAGAAGAAAAUUUACUUAAAUCCUUCUGAUGGUGGGCGUAAGAUAAAUGAAUAAAACUGAUAAAAGGG